AUCCGCGGGGCUUGAGGCGGCCGGUUGUGCUUUGAUAUCAAAUCCAGUGCUCACCGAUCCUGGUUUACAGUGAAAUUCUUUAAGGCAAUUUAUUGCUUUAGUUUUUUGUAUUGCUGAUUUGGAACUGCUGAUAAAUGAUGAAUGGAAUGAUGGGUGGAAGCGUCCUCUGGUUCCGCCAUGGCUUGCGGUUACACGACAACCCGGCCUUGCACGCCGCUCUGGAGGAUAAUACUGUACCGUUCUACCCCAUAUUCAUCUUCGAUGGGGAGACGGCAGGAACAAAACUGGUGGGCUACAACCGCAUGCGAUACUUGUUGGAAGCCCUGGAUGACCUGGACCAGCAGUUCAAGCGCCACGGCGGGCGGCUGAUCAUGCUCAAAGGGCAGCCCAAUGUGGUGUUCCGGAGGCUCUGGGAGGAGUUUGGCAUCCGCAAGCUCUGCUUCGAACAAGAUUGCGAGCCGGUAUGGCGCGCCCGCGACAACAGCGUGAAGCAGGCGUGUCGCGAAAUCGGCGUGACGUGUCACGAACACGUGUCGCACACGCUCUGGGAACCCGAUACCGUCAUUAAGGCCAAUGGGGGGAUACCACCACUCACCUACCAGAUGUUCUUGCACACUGUGGCAACGAUUGGCGACCCGCCACGGCCGGUCGGUGAUUUAGACCUGAGCGGUGUUAAGUUCGGCACGCUGCCGGAGUGCUUUUACAGCGAGUUCACGGUCUUCGAUAAGACUCCUAAGCCGGAAGACUUCGGGAUCCACCUGGAAAACGAGGAUAUUCGGAUGAUCCGCUGGGUCGGAGGGGAGACCACGGCUCUCAAGCAGAUGAAACACCGCUUAAGCGUGGAGUACGAGACAUUUUGCAGGGGCUCGUACCUGCCGACCCACGGCAGCCCGGAUCUGCUCGGGCCGCCCAUCUCCCUGAGUCCGGCGCUACGGUUCGGCUGCUUGUCCGUCCGGAGUUUCUACUGGGCCGUCCAGGACCUAUACCGCCAAGUGCACCAAGGCCGACUUCCUCCCAACCAGUGCAUAACAGGGCAACUCAUCUGGCGAGAGUACUUCUACACGAUGAGCGUGAACAACCCGCAAUACGGGCAGAUGGCAGGCAACCCUAUCUGCUUGGACAUCCCGUGGAAGGAGCCCAGCGGGGAUGAACUCAAGAGCUGGAUGGAAGGCCGAACUGGCUUCCCAUUCAUCGACGCGGCCAUGCGCCAACUCCGCAUCGAAGGCUGGCUCCACCACGCCGUGCGAAACACCGUGGCUUCAUUCCUUACCCGAGGAACUCUCUGGCUAUCCUGGGAACACGGCCUGAACCAUUUUCUCAAGUAUCUGCUGGACGCUGAUUGGUCCGUCUGCGCCGGCAACUGGAUGUGGGUCUCCUCCAGCGCUUUCGAGGCGUUACUGGACUCUGGAGAAUGUGCGUGCCCUGUCCAACUCGGACAACGACUGGACCCGAGCGGCGAAUAUGUUCGCCGCUACGUGCCCGAGCUCACCAACAUGCCGCCGCUCUACAUCUACGAGCCGUGGAAGGCGCCGAUCGAGGUGCAGGAGCGUGCCAAGUGCAUUAUCGGGCAGCACUACCCGGCGCCCAUCGUCAACCACCUGGCCGCCGCGCAACGCAACCGGAACGCCAUGCAGGAGCUCCGUCAAAUGCUUCAAAAGGCGCCGCCGCACUGCUGCCCGUCGUCCGAGGACGAAAUACGCCAGUUCAUGUGGCUGCCCGACGACGCCAUCGCUCAGGUCACCACUGCUAAACUACCCAAGGAAUAGAGUCCUAAAUCGCGUGGCAACUAGGAGGAUAUUAGUCAGACAACCAACGUACCAAGAAAUACGGAUUUGUUCGGUCUAAUGGUCUUUUGGGAAACAGAAAGCUGCUGUAUCUGGAAAUAGGUCACACAUGGCGUACCUGCCACGGAUUUGUACAAUCCUGGGCUAUGUCAACUGGUUUGUAUAGGCCUCAUCCACAGACCAGAGCAAUCGCGGUACAAAAUUGUAUGGGUGCGCAACCGCUUAUCUCAGUUGCGCCUAAAAAAUAUGACCAGUACUUGUGUAAAUUAAAAAUGUUUACAUUAAAUAAGCUUUAGGAGUGAACCUCGGCUGUAAUAGUAUAAAAUGGUGAAAAAUACAACUUAGUUGUAUUGCUCGAAUCGUAGUAUUUUACAAGUAAAAUUGCACCUGUGUGUGGCGACCUCAUGCUAAUGGGGUUGGCCGGUCGAAGUAUUUAGCAAAUGGCGCCAGCAUACCUUGCCCUAUCAAUCCAUAGAAUGGGGUUGGCAACUGUCAAAGGUUUAUAUAGAUGGCGCGAUCAUAGCUUGCCCCUUUUUCUAUGAGAUUUGGCUUAAAGGACUGGCAUCCAGGGCAUUAAAAAAAAACAUAAAUUUGACACAAUUCUAGGGAUUGACAGGGCAAGCGCUGUGCUGGCGCCAUCUGCUAAAUAUUUCGACCGGCCAACACCAUUGUGUCAAAUUUUUGUUUUUAUAAUGGAAUUUUAGGCACUGGAUGCCAGUCCUUUAAACCAAAUCUCAUAGAAAAGGGGCAAGCUAUGAUGGCGCCAUCCGCCAUGCAAACCUUUGACAGUUGCCAACCCCAUUGUAAACGCAUCAUAAUGCGGUGUCUGUGUAGUCUGUGGCGACUGUGGCCUCAUCGCUUGAGAUGUGAGGUAUUUGAUUGGCUAUGCUAGGACAUAAGUAUGGGACUUGGCUUGAAGCGUGCGUUCCGUGGCUCUCGGGUUAGGCGAUUACAUGAAACACCAGAUGGCUUAGCUUAGCUGACCAAUAAUUUUAUGACAUUAUAUCUUAUUGAUGCCAAAUGAAUAUUGUAAUUUAUUUUAAUCAAGCAAACUGAUGAUGCCUUGAAUGAUUUUCAGAGAACAAAUACUGCUUUGAAUAAAUAUUUUCAAAUGUUUCAUAUUAGAACGAGUAAUUAAUUAAAAAUUAAUUUGCUCGCAAAUAAACUAGCCUACCUAAAGUUAUUUUUAAUAGGUGCAUUUAAAUUUGACAGAGCUGUGCCAAUAACGUUAUUAUUAUCAUUAGUAGGUAUAUAUUUUUUAUGGAUAGGAUCCUGAUAGUCAGUAAAAAUUGCUGCGAUAUUAUGCGAUUUUUAUAUCGCAUUUUUUUACUUAGUAAUUGAUUCAGUGUUUAUCAGAUCUAUACAAAUAUUUUGAAUGUUUACCAUUUGUGUCGUUGUUGUUUCUAUGUUUAGCUAUAGGUUGUAGGUAGGCAUAAAUAGUAUUCUCGCUCGAAUUUACUUACUGUACCGUAAAAGUAUAAAAAUUUGCUUUUUAACAUAACUUUGCCCACCGCGUCACAGUUCAGUAACUGAAGAAAGUGUAUCUGUAACUACUUUUAAGUUAUUUCGCUUUUACUGAACUGUGACGCCGUGGGUAAAGUUGUGUUAAAGGGCAAAGUUUUAUACUUUUACGGUACUCGCGCGACUUCACAUAGUCUUUAUUAAUUAGGGAUGGGCCGAUUAUGGAGUUUGCUGAAUACGAAUAUUCGCCAGUGUUCGGUUCAGAUCUUACCGAACCGAAUAUUCGGCUGAAUUAUUUCAGCAAUUCCCUAGAAAAAAACUUGUCAAAAGGCUCGCAAACUUUACAAUACCUACUCUCUAAAAUAAUCAACACAUCUUAUAUUUUAACUUUAAUGACUACGGGAAAAGUUAACCUGAUGGAAGAGAAUAGGUAUUUUUGAAGGUUAAAUUGUUCUAGCGUAGCUUGUAUUUUACAGUGUAGCAACAAGACAAACUUAACUCGACAUUCGACUGAAUAUGUAUGUCUACAUUGGAAAACUUGCAGAACAGGUACCAAAUAAUUUCCGAAUAUUCCGCACACCUAGGUUUAUUUUGGGUUUAGGUAACUUUAUAAAUUUUCAAUGUGAAAGUUCUGCUCCUCGUCCUCAUCUCAGCCAUAAGACGUCCACUGCUGAACAUAGGCCUUCCCCUUGGACCUCCAUUCGUACCGAUUGGAAGCGACCCGCAUCCAGCGUCCUCCGGCGACCUUAACAAGGUCGUCUGUCCAUCUUGUGGGCGGACGUCCUACGCAGCUCUUGCUAGUCCGUGGUCUCCACUCGAGCACUUUUCGACCCCCUCGAACCUACCUUACCUCGUCCUAAAAUCGGGAUGAUUGAAAUAAUUUAAUACUGGCGUUUUUAAUCACUGCCAUAGAGACUAUAAACUUUAAAAUAUUUAGCCCUUUGAUCGCCAAGCCAAAGACGUCAACUGACGCUUGCGGCUACAUUGCGUGUAUGCCGCCAAGGUUCACGAUGACGCGCCGCGCACGUAUAACCACGGAAUAAGUAAUAGGUAGUACUACCGUACAGAAAGGACACUUCCUACAAAACCGAAGUUUGACAGCGAUUCAGGGUCCAAUAUUGAUAUCCCUUUCUAACUAAUGGCACAGAAGAAAUAAUAGUACUACCGUACAGAAAGGACACUUCCUACAAACCCGAAGUUUGACAGCGGUUCAGGGACGAAUCAUGCUAUCCCUUUCUAAUAUAUGGCACUAUCCCUUUCGGCUAUUUAGGGUUGUCAAAAUUCAAGUGAUUAUCUUAUCUGUGGUCGUGCACGCAAAAGGAAGUCAAGUGGUGCCAGCCCUAAUAAUUGCUCGGAGCAAUGCUGAGCCGAACGGAGCCGAGUUCGACCGAAGUCAAGAGUGUCUCCCCACUGGUACUACUAUACAAAAAGGAGUAAAGGACACUUCCUACAAAACCGAAGUUUGACAGCGAUUCAGGGUCGAAUAUUGAUAUCCCUUUCUAACUAAUGGCACUAUCCCUUUCGGCUAUUUAGUGUUGUCAAAAUUCAAGUAAUUAUCUUAUCUGUGGUCGUACACGCAAAGGGACAUCAAGGUGUGUCAACCCUAAUAAUCGCUCGGAGCAAUGCUGAGCCGAACGGAGCCGAGUUUACCCGAAGUCAGGAGUGUCUCCCCACUGGUAUAACGAUGGAUACGCGUAGGGUGGAUAAAAAAAUCAAGUGUUUUCGGUAAAAAUGUUAAACUAAGCUAAGAACUCGCGUGAGACAGUAACACUUUCAAAUCAAUGAUUGGUUAGGUAAGCGAAAGUACAUAUACAUAUGUCUAAUUCAUAAUUUCAAAAGUAGCUGUAGGACUUAACAGCUCUCAGACUUAGGUUUUUAGGUAUAAUUUCAAACUCAAACUGAACUGGGUUCAGUCAUUCUGUUUAGGGAUCAAUCGGUAAAAGGGUUUAAAUGUCAGUAGUUAGUAGCAACAAAUAAGUUUAGUAUGAAAAAAAAAAUAUCUCAAAUAGGUCAAACAUUUCUGGGGUAGUGGGGUACUGGGGUAUUAUAAAAAAUGUGGAUUUUAAGACAACAAUUUAUUAAUAACAAGCCAAAUUAUAGAAUAUCAGGGUAAAUCUAAGGUACCAAUGAAGACACAUGCCAAAGUAAGCCUUGUAUCAAUGAGACAAGGUCUAUAUUUAGGUGUCCUCAUGUGUAUAUUAUUUUGUAUGUAUUUUAUAUAAUAAAAUAUAUUAAGAAAAUAUUGAUUUUAGAAAAACCAAAUGCAUUUUACAAUGUUUAUAUACAAAUCAAUGUUAUUCCUAUUUACACAUAAUCUUAGUAGUUUCGUAAUAAAUGUCGUGUUUUAGAAGUUCGUUUUAUUUUUAUUACAAUCAGUACAAUCACACAUAAAAACUAAAGGAAUGGUUUUGAAAGUUUUGUUUAGUG
This is a messenger RNA of Cydia splendana, 5672 nucleotides long. RefSeq names its product cryptochrome-1 (gene cry). The record is from RefSeq and is a predicted model, not a curated record. Gene Ontology annotation, biological process: circadian regulation of gene expression; entrainment of circadian clock by photoperiod. Gene Ontology annotation, cellular component: cytoplasm; nucleus. The transcript has 13 exons. Gene Ontology annotation, molecular function: FAD binding; DNA binding. NCBI's taxonomy places the organism in Eukaryota, Metazoa, Arthropoda, Insecta, Lepidoptera, Tortricidae. The coding region runs from base 135 to 1766 and encodes 543 amino acids.